Diaporthe amygdali is the source of this 2181-nucleotide messenger RNA. RefSeq lists its product as uncharacterized. Bases 1 to 2181 code for a protein of 726 amino acids. The transcript has 5 exons. Lineage: Eukaryota; Fungi; Ascomycota; Sordariomycetes; Diaporthales; Diaporthaceae. Gene Ontology annotation, cellular component: nucleus; CAF-1 complex. The record is from RefSeq and is a predicted model, not a curated record. Gene Ontology annotation, molecular function: protein binding. Gene Ontology annotation, biological process: nucleosome assembly; DNA replication-dependent chromatin assembly.
AUGAAGAGCACUCCCUUGAUCAUCAACUGGCAUGAUCAAAAUGCUCCCAUCUAUUCCGCCCAUUUCGAACCCUCGGGCAAGGGCCGUCUAGCAACUGCCGGUGGAGACUCAAACGUCAGACUCUGGCAGGUCGAGAAAGAUGGCGAGGAUAGGAAGGUCGAGUACCUGGCCACCCUCUCCAAGCACACCCAGGCCGUCAACGUUGUUCGAUGGUCUCCGAAAAGCGAAACUCUGGCCUCCGCUGGUGAUGAUGGUAAUGUCAUCAUCUGGGUCCCCUCCGAGUCCAGCAACCCGGCCUUUGGCAGCGACGGCUUCGACGAUAAGGAGAGCUGGCGAACAAAGCACAUGUGCAGGUCCUCUGGUUCUGAGAUAUAUGACCUGGCCUGGUCUCCCGACGGUUCAUACUUCAUCAUCGGGAGCAUGGAUAACGUCGCGAGGAUAUACAAUGCCGCUACUGGUACACUAAUACGCCAAAUCGCUGAGCACAACCACUAUGUCCAGGGGGUGGCAUGGGAUCCCCUCAACGAAUACAUCGCGACUCAGUCUUCGGAUCGAUCUGUGCAUGUCUAUUCCUUGAGAACCAAGGAUGGACAGUACACACUGAGCAGUGAAACCGACAAGUGCCCCAAGAUUGCAAGUCACAUGAAGUCUGAUCUGCCCCCUCGGCGCAUCUCCUCAAGCAGCCCGGCGCCGCCCGACUUUGGCCACCGGGCCCAGCUGUCUGUCAUCGACGCCGUUCCAGGAAUGGCCCCCGGUCCUACUUCUGGCACAGUAAUAGGGUCGCCAGUGCCGUCCGCUCCUGGCACGCCAACUUCGGUUGCUCUGCCCAUGAAUCCUCCAAGCGUGAUCAGCCACAGUCGAAGAUCGUCUUUCUCUUCGUCCCGCCGCUCUGUCUCCCCGGCGCCCUCGAUGCCUCUGCCUGCUGUCAUGCCGAUGGAGGCUUCCCCGAAGCCCCUACCCACAAGCACGAAUGUCAAGAAUGCCAGCCUCUACGCUAAUGAAACCCUGACCUCGUUCUUCCGGAGGUUGGCUUUUACACCAGAUGGUAGUCUGUUGCUAACUCCUGCUGGACAAUACUCAUCGCAACAGACACAAGCAGAUGGCAAGCCACAUUACGAGGUCGUCAACACGGUGUACAUUUACACGCGAGGCGGCAUUAACAAGCCACCAACCGCCCAUCUUCCUGGGCACAAGAAGCCAUCGGUCUGCGUGCGGUGUUCUCCAUUGUUUUAUACUCUUAGGACAUCUCCACCAACUACCAAAUACAUCACCAUCGACACUUCGUCAUCAGAGGAGCCAAUACCAUCGUUACCAGAACCUCUGUCAAAACCGUCUCCUGCGCCAUCUGUCAUGGAUCCACCACCUCCGCCGUCCUCUGAGCCCAUGGGAAGGAGUCUAAGCACCGCCUCAGAAACAACAUCCACGUCAGGAGGCCCCAAGGCGGCUUUCGCCCUGCCAUACAGGAUGGUCUACGCUGUUGCAACGCAGGACUCAGUCUUCAUUUACGACACUCAGCAGCAGACUCCCAUUUGCAUCGUCAGCAACCUACAUUGUGCAACUUUCACAGACCUUGCAUGGGCGGCCGAUGGCACAACACUGUUCAUCACAUCGUCGGAUGGUUUCUGCUCGACGGUAUCUUUCGGAAGCACAGAUCUUGGUGAAAUUUACAAAGGCGACGUCUCCGCACACAAACGCCGCCAGGAUAAUCCAGAGACCGCGGCGACAUCAGCACAAAAUACCCCUGUCCCAACACCAACCUCUCAGUUCGCACCGCCAUCGCCAUUCCCCAAUGGAUCUCAACAUCGGCAUCGUGACUCGACGAGCUCCUUUGCAGCCCCCUCCCCACCGCCAGCAGCAGCUUUCGCCAACCAGCGGCCGUCGUCUCCUGCACGGUCUAACUCUACAUCUUCUGUCAUCACACAAAGCUCUACCGCUCCUCCACCAGGUCCUCCCACUCUGGUUGCAGGUAGUGUGCCUGGCUUGACUGCCACAAAUUCUGGCAAGGUGACCGGGGUGCCUAUCGCGACUCCGCCAGAGACCCCUCGCAGCACGGCUGGUAGUGUGGCCGGUACUAAGAGGGAUCAGAGUGAGAGCGAGAAAGAGGACUCGGGCUCGAAGCCCAAAAAGAGAAGAGUCGCUCCCACGCUCGUCAGUGGGCCUGGCACUGAUCCGAAACCUUGA